Messenger RNA from Psammomys obesus (fat sand rat), 9791 nucleotides. It is a transcript of the gene Ptar1, whose product is annotated as protein prenyltransferase alpha subunit repeat containing 1. Lineage: Eukaryota; Metazoa; Chordata; Mammalia; Rodentia; Muridae. Gene Ontology annotation, cellular component: cytoplasm. The record is from RefSeq and is a predicted model, not a curated record. Gene Ontology annotation, molecular function: protein prenyltransferase activity. Gene Ontology annotation, biological process: protein prenylation. Bases 43 to 1317 code for a protein of 424 amino acids. The transcript has 7 exons.
UGGGUUCUGCCGGAGGCGCGCCGGAUCGCGGCGGCCGCCAACAUGGCCGAGACGAGCGAAGAGGUGGCGGUGCUGGUGCAGAGGGUGGUGAAGGACAUCACCAACGCCUUCCGCAGGAACCCGCACAUAGAUGAAAUUGGCCUGAUCCCAUGCCCCGAAGCGAGAUAUAACCGGAGUCCCAUAGUCCUGGUUGAGAACAAACUCGGCGUGGAGAGCUGGUGUGUCAAGUUCUUAUUGCCGUAUGUCCACAACAAGCUCCUUCUGUACAGAACAAGAAAGCAGUGGCUGAACAAGGAUGAACUGAUCGAUGUCACCUGUACUCUUCUGCUUCUCAACCCAGACUUCACCACUGCAUGGAAUGUGAGGAAAGAGCUCAUCCUCUCUGGUACUUUAAGUCCAAUUAAGGACCUGCAUCUGGGAAAAUUGGCCUUAACUAAAUUUCCAAAGAGUCCAGAGACAUGGAUUCACAGGCGCUGGGUGCUGCAGCAGCUAAGCCAGGAAACUUCCCUGCCUUCCUCUGUGGCCAAAGGACACUUAGGAACAAUUCCUGCAGAGAGGAUACAGAGAAUAAUACAGGAGGAGAUGGAAGUGUGUAGUGAGGCAGCAGGGAGGUAUCCUAGCAACUACAAUGCCUGGUCCCAUCGCAUCUGGGUCUUACAGAACGUGGCCAAGCUGGAUCUCAAGAUCCUUCUUGACGAACUGUCUUCUACUAAGCACUGGGCGUCCGUGCACGUUUCAGACCACAGUGGAUUUCACUAUCGCCAGUUUUUGCUGAAGUCUUUGAUUAGCCAGACUGCGAUGGACAGUUCUGUCCCGCAGCAAAACUCUUUGAAAAGUGAAUCAAAAGAUGAAGAAGCAGCAGUUUCAACAGAGGAACCAAGAGUGAAUCUUCCCCAGCUCCUAGAAGAAGAGGUAGAAUUCUGCACAGAUCUUAUUGAUUCUUACCCAGGACAUGAAACCCUUUGGUGUCAUAGGCGGCAUGUUUUCUACCUUCAACAUCACCUAAACGGUAGGCUUCCUCCCAGCUUGACUCCCAUGUCACCGGCAGACUGCUCAGGGGGGCCUUUGAAUGACUUGCACCUGGUUCCAGCAAGCCCUCAACUAUCUCAGGCAAUGGAAGUGGAUGGGCUGAAUGACUCUGGCAAGCAAGGCUAUUCCCAGGAAACUAAGCGCCUGAAGCGGACACCGGCUCCAGACUCCCUAGGCCUAGAGAUGGAGCACAGGUUCAUUGAUCAAGUACUGUCCACUUGCCGGAACGUAGAGCAAGCCAGGUAUGCCAAUGCAUACCGAAAGUGGCUGGUGACUUUGAGUCAGUGAAAGGGGUGGGUUCAUCCCAAGGAAUUCCCUUUAGUGCAAUAUUGCUUUCCUUUCUCAAUGCCAUAGUUGCAUGAACCGACUAGCUAACUAUGUAUUCUUCAUCUAUAGCUUAAGUCUGUAAGAACCUUUUGUUUUAUUUAUUUUGUUAAGCGCCGGCAUUCCUUUGGGCAUAAAACAAUUGUAUAGUUCCUUCCUGCUAAACAGUGUCUUAACUUUUUUUUUCCUUUUGAUUCCAUGCCCUUUAUAUUUUGAUAUUUGGGCUUCUCAUUUGGUUCUUGAGAUUGGUUCACAUAUUUUACUCACCUCAGUUCCGUUGCUACAUAGGCAGUUUCUUUAAAAAUUGAAAAUUUAUGUUGCGGUCCAGCUUAAGAAUACUAAUGCAUAUGCAGAAGGACUUGAACUAAUUGCAGUUUUGAGAAUAAAAUGGCUGGCUGGCUGGAUGUGAAAAUGUAAGCCACUUCUUUCUCAAGCAUGUUCUCCAGGUAUCCACUAAGAGAACCAAAGCCAGGAGUGUUAGAAUUUAUAUAGAAAAAAAAUGCUUCCAAUGUAAUCUAUUUUUAAAUGAUUAUUUAAAAGAAACUAAACUAAUUUAAGAGUUUAUGUAAUUGUAGUACUGAAAAAUUAUUUUUAUUACUAGUUUUGAUAGAUUGUUUUUACCUCAUAUUUGGUAUAUGCCAAAACAGCAAGUCAGCCCUUAUAAAAUAAAUUUUUUUAAAAAACCCACAAAUGCCAUUUUUAGUUAUUACUAGUUUUCUCCUAAAAUCACUCAUGAAAAAUGGGAGAAACCUACAUAGAAACAUAGUCCUGUAAAGCUUUCUUUUUAAAAAUGUAAGUUACUGAGAUUAUACUGGAUAGACUGCAAACCUUUUUCACGUGGCUAGUCAGAAUUUACUGGCAAAAUCUAGGGAGAAAGACUAGUCUUGAGCAUUAGUUCAGUUUUUACUUUUGAAAUGAAACAACACACUUUGAUACUAAAUUCAUCAGGGAUAAGUACCAAAGUCCACGCUAUAGCUGUAUCUCAAUAACAAGGGCUGUGUUUUUCAGGUUGGUGAAGCUGGGGUGGGAAUGAGCCAAGUACCGUCUCCGUCUUUAAUACACUGCCCCUUGGGUGAGCUGUGAUUCCUUUGUGUGUAUACCCUCUCUAUCUCGCCAGUCCAUUCCAUACCUUCCAUCAUACACUGGUCCAUAUUUUUUCUCCUGCAUCUUUUUUCAGGGAUGCCCACCGAAGCUGUUAUCUCUCAUAUAAUAGCUUAAUACCUAUCUAUAAACAUAAGUGUGAACAGGAAGUGCCCCUCUCAAAUUUCCUUUUAAUGGUUGUCUUGGUUAGGAUUUCUGUUGCUAUAAUGAAACACCAUGAGUAAAAGCAACUUGGAGGGGAAAAGGUUUAUUAUACUUACACAUCCAGGUAACAAAUAGUCCAUCACUGAGGGAAUUCAGGACAGUAAUUCAAACAGGGCAGGAGCCGAUGUAGAGGUCAUGGAGGACUGCUGCUUACUGACUUGCUCUCCAUGGCUUGCUCGCUUCUUACUAGCAGCCAGGAUCACCAGCCCAAAGGGUCACACCACUCACAGUGAUCUGGGCCCACUCCCAUCAAUCACUAAUGAAGAAAAUCCCCUCUAACCUUGUUUACAGCCAGAUGUUAAGGAUGCAUUUUCUCAAUUGAAGUUCUCUCUUCUCACAUGACUCUAGCUAGGGUCAAACUGACAUACAAAUAAGCCAGCACAAGGGUAGAAGCUGGCUCUUGUCCUGUAUACAUGUAAAAUGCAAAUGAUGAUGACAGAAAUGAGCCCAGCCCUUGUGUUUCCCCUUUUCACACUUGGUAAUGUAUAGGUAGGUUGAGGGACAGGGAAAAGCAAGCCUCUCCUUUCUUGCUCUAGAGGACACUAGUACUUGAGUUAGACAUAUUGCAUUAAGAGAAAAGAAACAAACUUUUACUGGGCAUUAUGGUCUUACUGAGUGGCAGACUGCUGAGCUGGGUGACACUUAGGAAACCAGGAAAAAAAAAAUUUCUACUGGCCUCAGUAGAUAGAUCUUGCUCUCCUGGGGCAGAGUUAUUUUUUACUAUUUUAUAGGAUUUGGAUAAUAAAAUACUUGCCAUUAUGAACAUAGUUCCACAGCCUUCUAUAUGCAAAGCAUAUUUGGAAUCAUCAGAUACCUCAGGUUCUAUGUGGACCUCAAUAGGGAAACCAUUACAUGAUGUUUAGCUCCUCUGAGAUUGAGUAGAAAUGACACAGAAACGUACAAGCGACACAGCAGUUCCUGCUGCUGAAUCCUGUCUUUACUCAGUAUUGCCUUUUUUUCUCAGCAUCAUUUUUAGUUUCCCAAGUAAUAGGGCUUAUAUUUGAUGUAAUAUAUGUUAGGACAUGAACAUAAGCUAUGCUUUAUGAACAUCAGCUAAAUUUUUGCAGUGUUCCAUGUCUUCUAAGGCUCAGCUCAUGCCUUCCUGAAGCUGUGGAGUCCUCUAAUAUAUCAUGGUUUCAUCUUCCUAGUAGGUAGUAAAAAUGCAGAUAUCUGACAGAUCCUGUUUCUAUGUGGGUUUUGCAUGCUACAUUUUGAAAUUAGCAUCUCCAAGUGUUCGUUCAGAGGACUUAGAAUUUCCUGAUAUGUUUUCCCUAAGUGUUUGGCAUUUACCGUCAAUAGCAAGCUACUGUGUUUUUGACCAAAUGAAUUCAUGCAGUAGAAAAAUUAUGUAUAAUCUAGGGGCUUGUUUAGUCAUAUUCUUCUGCACAUAUGUUGCUGUUAAAAGGAAAAGAUAGUUUAGUUUAGAUUGGCACUUUGCAUCUGAUUUUUACUCCUCUAUGAAUCAAGAAAACUACUGACACACAAAAAGCAGUAAGAUCUUUUACUACAACCCCGCUGUAUCUGUUUUUUUGUUUUGUUUUGUUUUAGGUCUGUCUGUUUUGGUAAUUGUAUUGCCAGAUUAUAUACAUAUGCCCUACACAUUAUGAAGACUUAGUAACUAUUAAGUUAAUAACUAAUUAGCUCUCUAAGGGAAGGAUUGGUCACGAAUGGCGGAAUAAUGAUCAGGAAAUUAAUGAAUUGUGAGUGAGUGAUGUGGGCUAGCUUUGUCACUCGCUAGGAGAGCUCCCACAUGUAAACUUAGUGAGAAUUAGACUUGGUGUCUUCAUGACUUUGUUUGGACUUGGUGACUCUCAGUCAUGAGAUGGAACUCUAGAAUUCUUUUAGCUGUCCUUUGUCUACACAUCCAUUUGGUAAAAAUACUGUUUUCUUUCACUAGAUGACGUUGAGCAGGUCGUGCAUAAAGAACCAGCGGCACAUUUGAGCUGCUGGAAUAAUUCUUGUACUUUAGAGACUUGUUGAUUUGUACGUUUGUACGUGAAUUAUGCUGAUCCCCAACUUGAACUGUGGACCUUUUAGGUACUCCUUGAACCUGUGUGUGUCCUUUUUUAAGCCUAAGGAUUUUAUACCUUCUUUAGAAGCUCUGGGCCAAGACGUUCACUAACCACAUUUCUUCUGUUAUGGCACAGUUCUAACUUAAGCUAAAUGCUUCAUUAAUUCUUUCCUUUUUGUUUUGCCGGUGCUGAGGCUCAAGCUCAUAUUUGUUAAUCAGUUAUAGAAUUAAAUAUAUACAUAUUAUCACCAAAAGCCACUUAUAGUUUCAAGUAAGGGCUAUGUAACAUACAAUGUAGAAGCCAGAUUUUGAGUUUAAAUGCAGCAGUCUGUAGAAAGCAUAUGUGGUAGACAUUAUCAUUUAGAUAAUGUUCAGAUCCUCUCAGUUCAUACUGUGUGUGUGUGUGUGUGUGUGUGUGCGCGCGCGCGCGCGCAUGCAAGAGUAUGUCUGUAGAACUUGCUACAAAUUGUCAGUCUUGCAGUUUUCUCUUACAUAGCAAAGGGCAGUGUCUGAUGUGGGCCAAAUGAAUUGUCGGAGUGGAAUGACUACCAUUCAGGCAUCUUAGCUGGCUCCCUAAGUCAGGGAAGAUUCAGCUGUAAAAUAAAUAAUGGAUAAUCCCCGCCCCCCCCCCUUUUUCCCUAAAAAGCUCUUUGGGCUUACUGUUAUUUUCCCACUAGAAAAUUGUACCUUAAAUUUUUAAAAUGCUUUAUUCUAAGGUUUUUGAACAUUGUAAACAUCAUAUCUUUGUCUUAAAACUGCAAACCCUAGCAGUAUGUCUACCCUGCACACACAGUCUGUAAUGAGAAGCACGUUGGGGUGCAUACUGGGAAAUUUCAGCAAACUCAGGUUCAUAGAAUCAUUGAGAAAGAAAAAGCCACCCCAAGAAUUCCACAUACUAUCACACAGUGUCUUCUUUAGAUAACUGUACAGUGUGUUAUCUUGAGUGCCUUUCCAACUUCAAUGUGUGGCACAGGGUUAGCUUACACUGAAUGCUUGUGUUUAGGCAGUAAGAAGCGUAGACAUUUUGUCAGCUCAUUAUGACAAUGAAGUAGAAUUCUGAUGGGAGAAGAUAGGACCGUUUGAGUUGUAUUUCAUUAAUUGGCAAUUUUUAAAUGCCCUAUCAAGAAUACCAAGACUUAGAAUUCAUUCUUUCUCUUUGACAAGUAAUGUUUUCAGCUUUGGAAGCAUUUACAAAUACAGGGCAGUGUGCGCACAAUUAGAGACACACGAAAGUCUUGCAGCCUCUGCUUGAAGGGAAGUAGGCAUCUUGGUGCACGUAGAGAUCAGGAUCAAGGGGACCUUUGCCUUAUUCUGAGGACCUGCCUUAUCCCCCAAAUUCAGGUAUGGGGAAAAUAGUUAAAAGGGGGAAAACGGGACUGGCUAAUACCAAAAGAAAAGUGGUAAACGCUAAAACAAAAUUUCAAUUUUUCUGUAUUUAUGUGUGGAAGGGGAGGGCAGGACUGGCGUACUUCAUGAUAGCAAAUAGUUUUUCAUUAUGAUUUCUUAAAAAUCUGUAGUUAAGAUUCCAAAGUGUUUUGCAGAGGAUUCCUAAAUACUGUAUCUCUGUUUGUUUGAGUUCAUAAUUGACGCAGAAACGAAUGUGUCCUGUGUAGAUUUAGGAUUGGAGGGGAAUUCUCAGGCUCCCAAAUUCUUUACCCUCUCAGGCCACCCCUGUUACCACAAAACAACCAGAGACUGUUGGCUUAAAAAUAAAUGGCGAUUAAGGUGAUCUGCUGAUGAAAGGGUUUGUGUUAAAAGAUAUUAGCUGUAUGUAGUUUGUGCUUUCUGAACAAGAGCACAAGCCACAAAACUGACCCUGACAUUUAUUAGUCUGUUGUUGCUCCUCAGGGUGUAGAAGAUUUAAUCAAUUUAGAACACUUUAUAUUCUGUGUCCAAAAAGAAAAGGCAAAGUAUGCAAAAUACAUUGCUAGCUAUUACUGUGCAAAAGCUAAUGCAUACCAUCUUGCUGCUGUCCUGUAGUUGAAAUUAUGAAUGUUAUCAUAAAUGUUGUUCGUGAAGAGAAUUUCUAUGUUAUGUUUCUACUUUGGGGAGGUGGAGGAGAUUGUAUUUUGUUUCCAUUGACAUUCUUAGUCUUUAAAAAUCAGAUUGAGGAAAAUAAUCACUGUUGUUUUGUAAACUGACAGCUGUUUGCUUCCUAAGACUUCUUUUCCUCUGUGAGUACGAGAUGCAAAACCCAGGCAGGUUCAGAACAUCACAUAAAGCUUCAUGUGUUGUGGGAAAUUAACAAAUCAGAACUGAUAAAUGCUGGAGAAGGAAUAUUGUUAGCAUAUCUCUAGCUUAUCAUUGUCUACAGUCUUAGUUUCAGGUGAGCUAUACUAUUUUGCAUGGAAUAUACAUUAUCAUGUUUAAAUAUACAAGGCAAGAUCCACAGUUGAAUAACAUGGCAAUCUAAGUUGAGGUUCUUUUUAAUUAUCAAAAUGUGUGUGCACGCAAAGUAUUUUUGCUUAAGGCAGUUUUCUUAACAGACAGCCUCCUCCAGAAAAGUUAGAAACUGGCAUAAAUGUCCUUUUGCCCUAUUUAAAUAUUUAUGAAAACGGAUUAGGUGUAUGGUGGUUUAUAAACCAUGUUAUUCUGUUUUCCCUCCGUAUUAUUAAGGAGGCAGCCUUUUUCUUAUGCCUAGCAAUCACAUCCCUAUGAGCACUGUGUGGGGUACAGCAGAUGAUCUGCUCAUGCUUUUGAAGCGAUGGAUAAUACCUAUGAGCUUGGUUGUUACUGUGCCGUGGGGAUGUGUGCUAACAUCGACUCCCACGCCACUCCCCUGGAAAUGUUCAUUUAUCCCCACACCCAAUGCGUGUGUUUGAGGCAGGCAGUCUCUUUGUUGCUUAAAGAAGUGGUGUAGAUGGAGUGCAAGUAUGAGCAGGUGUUCAGCAAGCACUUAGUCAGCUAUUGCUCUAGCACCAUGCUAACCUAGCUCUCUCCAGGGAGACUGGUGCCAUUCGUUAGACAAUGAAAAAUGUUACUGUGUGACAUGAAUUAUUACCCUUGUUUGUCUAGGCUGGAGUUAGAAACACAAUAAAGAUAUUUAAUAGAACCAUGAUAUGAAGACCAAGAAUUGGAAAAAGCAGUAUCUUCCUGUGCAAUGCCCCUUUAAUAAAUGUCUCUAAAUAUAGGCAGCUGAACUCUUUAAAGAGCUAUGCUGUCUCCUGCAUUCCAUUCAUGUAUUGGCAAAUCCAGUGCUUUCCAGCAGAGGCUCAAUUUUUAUUUGUCCCCAAUUCUCAGUUGCUUUCCAUUGUCUUAGAAUUGAUAAUGAUAAAAUAGGAAGUUACAUCAAGUAACUUCAUGUAAUUUUCUCAGAAUAUGUUUGAUAUGAGGAAGAAAUUUUUAUUGUAGUCUGGGUAUCCAUUCUGAGUUGUCCUGAUGCAAAAGAUUAAGCAGUUUUGAAACCAGCAUUCCUAUCUGGACUGUGAGGACCCAAGUGUGUAGUGCAAGUGUAAAUAGGGUGUGCCUUCGGGGAAGCUUGCUGCCGCAUGGCUGUCACUGGCUGUAGUCGGCUCUGGAGUUUGGAUGUAUUUCGUUCUAGGAGAGUAAUGACGUGUAUACCAGACUAGAUCGCAUACUGUUUCUGAGCUGAAAACAAUAAGAGAUGAAGUAUCCUAAGUACACCAAAUAUUUCUAUACUAAGAGGAAGACUUUUUAAAAGUAACAGCAACAACUUUUUCUAAAUACACGUUUUGGUAUGCUAGUUAAUUGCUUCGUUUAACAUUAUAAAACUGGGGGAUUUCCACAGCAAAGGACGAUCUUAGAUAUGAUACUGUACUAUCAGAAUUCUCUGUCUGUGUUAAGUUUACCUUGUUGGUAUUUUCUAAGAAGGGCAUUCGGUAGGCUGCAGUUAACAUUAGACAUCAGUGUGCUCAUGUGCACACCACGCUCACACUGUAUUGGUUUAGCUAGUUUGCUUAUUGGAGACACCUGUCUUCACUGAUAGGUAGCGUGUCCCCUGGUAUGGCAGUCUGCAUUGAGGUUCGUUUAGCUCUUAUGUAUAGCAAUCCACAGUUUUAAAAGGAUUAAGUCUCUUGAAAUGUAUACCCUGGAGGGGUAUAAGAAAAAAAUCUUGUAAAAAGGUAUGUGUGAAGUACACUUGUGGUAUUUGGGGGUGUAGUACCCCAGCAUGAUUAACUUAUGCUGAAUUCUAAGGUUACCACUUGGACUUUUGGCUAACAUUAGAUGUGAAUUUUAAGAUUAACAUAAUCAUGUAUUGUCUAUAGCUAUGGUGUUCAAUGGAAAUGUAACGUGAGCCACAAAGAAAUUAUAAUCUUCUAGUAGCAAUGUUUAAGAAGUGUAAUUAACUUUAAUGAUAUCUCUUAUUUAACUUAAUCUAUUAAAAUACUAUUUUAACAUAUAAUCACUAACAAAAUUAAGGAGAUAUCUAUCUCCUUUUUUUUUUUUAUAUUAGUCUUCAGAAUUCAGUGUGUGGUUUGCACACACUGACCCUCCACGCUGGCCAUGUUUCCUGUUCUCAGGCUCCACGUGUGUGGCUAGGUGCUGCUACAUCAGCAGUGCGGAUAGAUAGGGCACAGAGUAUAAAUCUGUUUCAUUUUGGAGGUCACAAGUGGACAAGGAAUUUCAGUCCUUUAAGGAUUGUUUAGAAAGAAAUCUAAUAGAGUUUUCCUUCACUUUAAUUUACAUUUGCCCUAGAAACUGGAUCAACCUGAUCCAGUUUGCCAAGCAUUAUUUGAAGAAAAAAAAAUAUUGUGCCAUGGAAAAUACCACACAUACUGUCAUAAGGUACUGAUGGUGCAGUAACAGCAGUUUUUAGUUUUCACUAAAGUCUGUCCUGUUUCUUCAAAGAUAGUAGCUUAAGUUGCAUGCUUACUGUAUUAUUUGUACCUGUUUGUUUUUAUUAUUCUUGUUAUAUAAUGAUACGUAUUAACCAGCAGCCCUAAGAUUCUAAUCUAUGCAGCCGUCUUCCAGAACACAAUGAUUUACUUACUAAAUCAUGAUAAAAGGCAGAGAAAUAGGAUCAACCAUCUCUUUUCCCAUUAGAUUUGUUUUUUAACAUGGGGCCAUGUACCAAACCAGCUGUAAAUUACUGUAUUUCUGUAGAGUGGAAACGGUGUUGUCGUUGCUGAUGUCUAAGUAAACAUUACCUCUCCUAAAACAA